AUGUCGGUAAGAUGCCGGCCUUUUUUUCUACCGAGAGAGCUAACAGUAGUGAUCAUCACGGCUGUGUACAUUCCACCCGAUGCCAACGUAAACACGGCGCUCUCUAUCCUGCUGAACACCAUUAACGAACAGCAGCGGGCCCACCCGGAUGGUGUUCACAUUAUUGCAGGUGAUUUUAAUAAGGCCAACAUAAAGACUGUACUCCCAAAGUUCUACCAGCAUGUCAAAUGUCCCACCAGAGGAGAAAACACUCUAGAUCAUGUUUACUCCAACAUCAAGAAUGCAUAUAGAGCCAUACCCCUCCCCCACCUCGGUCAGUCCGACCAUCUUUCCCUCCUGCUCUCCCCAGCCUACACCCCCCUCAGGCGCAGUGCCAGGCCCACCACAAGGACUGUUACAACCUGGCCGGAAAAUGCUCUCCACAAACUACAAGACUGCUUCACAGAGACAGACUGGGACAUAUUUGAACACCAGGACCUAGAAACUUUCACAGGAUCAGUACUGGACUACAUCAAGUUCUGUACUGCAAAUGUGACAGUGGACAAAAGCAUUCGGGUUUUCCCAAAUCAAAAACCCUGGAUGACCAGCGAGGUCCGCUCACUCCUCAAAGCCCGUGAUGCUGCCUUCAGGUCAGGUGACAGAGCUCUGUACAGGGCUGCUCGAGCUGACCUGAAAAGGGGGAUUAAAAAAGCCAAGUCAGACCACAAAAGGAACAUCGAGUCCCACCUGUCCAGCAACAACACACGAGAGGUGUGGCAGGGAAUGCAAGACAUCAUCAACCACAGAGGCAGCACUGCGAAAACAGAGAAUUCGAAUCCUUCUCUUGUGAGGAAGCAGCUGUCUCUUGCUGCCGUACACAGGGUCUGUCUGAAGAUUUUGCUCAUCAUGGCUGAAACUGGAAGUUGCACGUCUGUCAUUAACUUGCGUUACCAAGAUGGCAGCGAGGGAAGCCCCUCCAACCCUGCCAAGUUUAAAAAUCAAGAUUUUGCUCAGAUAAAAGCUGACUGCCUCCACAGCGGGCGACUGUUUGUGGACAACACCUUCCCACCUAACAGUGGUUCUUUGGGUGACCUGCCUGAUCUGAGCACCUCGCAGGAGAACGACGUGGAAUGGCUUCGACCGGCGGAUAUUUUGAAAUUACAAAAAAUCAAUGAUGAGCCUGCUUUCUGUAUCGAUGGAGCCUCACGAUUUGACUUCGGGCAAGGCCUUGUGGGUAACUGCUGGUUUCUUUCUGCAAUAUCAGCACUGACGUUUAAAAAAAAACUGUUGGCACAAGUUGUGCCGUUGGACCAGUCCUUCAAGAAUUACGCAGGAAUAUUUCACUUCAGGUUCUGGAGGUUUGGAAAGUGGGUAGAUGUUAUCAUUGAUGAUUAUCUGCCAACAAUCAACAAGCAGUUGUUGUUAGCACAUAGCAAAUGUGGAAAUGAGUUCUGGGUUCCACUGCUGGAGAAGGCAUAUGCCAAAAUUUGUGGUUCAUAUGCAGACAUGCAUUGGGGGUCACCAUCAGAAUCCUUUAAAGACUUCACUGGAGGGGUGACCAUGACUUACAAACUCAGGGAGGCCCACUCAGCAGGCCAUGAUGCCGAGCUGUGGCUCACGCUCAAGAGAGCUAUUCAGUGUAAAUCACUGAUUUGCUGUGGGACUUUCCCAAAAGGGGAUGCUUUGGUCAACACUGUUUCUCACACUGGACUGGUGGAUGCUCACGCUUAUUCUGUCACAGCUGUCACUGAGGUGGAGUUAUACAGCUCCAAAGUAAGGCUGGUGCGACUCAUCAACCCCUGGGGCAAACAGGAGUGGAAUGGAAAGUGGAGCGACAAGUCAGAUUUGUGGUACAAAGUGAGGAUAGAAGAUCGGAAAAAAUGUUUCAACCGCGAGGACGGAGAGUUCUGGAUGCAACUGGAGGACGUCUGUUACUAUUUCAGCUAUUUAUCCAUCUGCUGUGAGAACCCUAACUUCAUAGACGGUGACCUUAAAUGUCAGUGGAAAUGCAUGACUUACGAUGGCAGCUGGGUAGCAGGGAGAUCUGCAGGUGGCGGCGUGAACAACUCCACCUUUGCAACAAACCCUCAGUAUCGCAUCCAGGUAAGUGUUAUAGAUAAGGAAGAGCCAGAAGACAAAAACGUCUUGCUCUCCCUGAUGCAGAAACCUCAGCAGGGGCAACGCAGACAGAGACGAUUCUACCCCAUUGGACUAACCAUUUAUAAGAUUCCACCAGGGACCCCGCAAGGACACCUAUGGUCCUCUUUUUUUGAUGGUAACAAACCCCUGAAGACACCCAAUUUUUACAGCUUCAACAGCGAUCUGACCGAACUACACAGUCUGGAACCUGGAGAGUAUGUGAUCAUCCCGUCCACCAUGAAACCCAACAUGACUGCCGAUUUCGUUCUUACUGUCUACACCAAGGCUGAUGUUGAGAUCAGCUCCCACAGUGGAGGUGAUGAAGAGGAGGAAUUGAUUCUUCCUCAGAUCCGAGACAAGCCCAAAGAGGAGACCACAGAUAAGGACGCCAGCCUUAUUUCCUUGUUUAACCUGUAUGCAAAUCAGAAUGGUGAGCUGCUUGCUGGACAACUCCAGAAACUCCUGAAUGACAGGUUCCCUCAUGGAACCUUGUAUGGCUUUGGUUUGGAUACCUGCAGGAGUAUGAUUGCUUUGGUGGAUCUUGAUCAAAGGAUGACAAUGUCUUUUACUGAAUUUUUGAUUCUUUGGAACAAGAUUCAAGAAUACAAGAAACUCUUCCAUCAAUCUGAUCUUAAUCAAAGUGGAUCCUUGACUGACCUCGAGCUCCAGAGAGCAGUUGAGGCUGCAGGUUUGAACGUGAAUGACAGGACGGUGAGGCUGAUGAUGUUUCGGUAUUCACGCUUCUCUGUCACCAUGUUGGAGGAUUUCAUCACUCUCAUGUUGCGACUGGAUAAGAUGUCAAACAUUUUCAAGGACAAAUCCUCUGAUGGAACAAUGCGCUUGACCUGGGAUGAGUGGAGCAACAUCUCCAUGUACAACUAGACCAAAGUGAGCUCAGGAGAGCUGCAGGAGAAGACUACAACUAGACUUGCAUGGGAGCUGGAUGAUUUGUAUAGCAGUAGCAAACAUACUACUAACCAUUAUUUAUACUUGGAGCUAGAGAAAGGAUUUUUUUUUUCUUUUGAAAAGCAAAUAAACGAACUAGAAUUUUUUGGACACUCACUGUUAUCAUUUGUUCAUGUAAGAAUGAGUUCUUUGCAAAAGUACACCUUGAAGACUUUACUUAAUCUUUACAUAAAGCCAAGUGUAUCAUAUUUGAUAUGCAACUCAAAUCAAACUCUCUGCUCUCUAGUUCAAUAUGAAUUCAGCAGUGUCAAGCCUGCUUGCAGUGACAGUAAUCUGCUAUGGCCACACGAUGCCAGUCAUGUAAAGGAUGGAUGCAAAGUAGAAGAAACUGUAUAAGCUGUUUGAGAUGUAAGGGGUGAUAUUACUUUUACUCUGAAAGGUUUUAACUGAUGUCUAUUUUUAAAUUUAAUUCUCAGGGAAACUGGUUGCCUUGCUUGCCCCAACAGAAAGCCACUUGUUCAUGCACUGUAAAAUUAUCUAUUUUCAUCUGCAACUUUUCUUUUUGGAUUUUGAUCUGUGGAUUUGAUGCAUUGCCCUCUCUGUUUUCUAUUAUUCAUUUCUUUAUAUGCUCGCUUCUAUGACAUAAACUCUAUACUUGGAUUGAUCAGUAAAUAAAACUUUCUUUUGCUGUCACCUGUUGUGCGUUACUGUUACGUGUUAGCCCACCACAAGUGUUUGUUUCAAUGAUUUAGACACCACUACUUGGUUUCUGAACCAGCUACUUUUGCUGAUUGGAGCUGGUUUUCUAUAGCUAAGUCAUGCGCUGCAUAUUUAACUUAAGUGUAGACACGUGAUGACUCUUUCAAAGCUAGUGGAACUAGUGGAAUAAAUGUCAAAAAUGAAACAGAUAAUAAGGAAUAUAUAAUAUUUUAUUAAAUGCUGUAACCAUAACACACUUUUUCAGAGGAGUUUUGGACAAAUCCACAGUAGUGUCUGAUAGUGACAGGCAACAAUGUAGACAAGAACAUCUUAUUGUCUCUUCUGCAGAAACCUGAUGAAGAAUGUUGCACUAAAGUUAA
This is a messenger RNA of Oreochromis niloticus (Nile tilapia), 4103 nucleotides long. Its product is annotated as calpain-1 catalytic subunit-like. Gene Ontology annotation, molecular function: calcium ion binding; calcium-dependent cysteine-type endopeptidase activity. Gene Ontology annotation, biological process: proteolysis. The transcript has 23 exons. The coding region runs from base 1 to 3000 and encodes 999 amino acids. Lineage: Eukaryota; Metazoa; Chordata; Actinopteri; Cichliformes; Cichlidae. Gene Ontology annotation, cellular component: cytoplasm. The record is from RefSeq and is a predicted model, not a curated record.